GGGAAACCAUCCGAAGACAGCAAGAUGUUUCUCGCUAUCUUGUACUUCAUUUUGCCCUUAGUGGAUGUACUUUUGUCUGCAGAAGUGAAUGGGCUGCCUGGAGGGGAUCGCCUAGACUGCGUGAAAGCCAGCGAUCAGUGUCUCAAGGAGCAGAGCUGUAGUACUAAAUACAGGACACUGAGGCAGUGUGUAGCCGGCAAAGAGAGCAACUUCAGCCGGGCGACAGGCCUGGAGGCAAAGGAUGAAUGCAAGAGUGCCAUGGAAGCUCUGAAGCAGAAAUCUCUGUACAACUGCCGCUGCAAGAGGGGCAUGAAGAAAGAGAAAAACUGCCUGCGCAUUUACUGGAGCAUGUACCAGAGCUUACAGGGAAAUGAUUUGCUUGAAGAUUCUCCCUAUGAACCAGUUAACAGCAGACUGUCAGACAUAUUCAGGCUAGCACCCAUUGUAUCAGUGGAGCCAGUACUUUCAAAGGGGAACAAUUGCUUGGAUGCAGCAAAAGCUUGUAACCUAAAUGAUACCUGCAAGAGGUUCAGAUCUGCUUACAUAACCCCCUGCACCAGCAGCACGUCUAAUGAAAUCUGUAACAAGCGGAAAUGUCAUAAGGCCCUCCGGCUAUUUUUUGACAAAGUUCCCCCAAAGCACAGCUAUGGGAUGCUCUUCUGCUCCUGUCGAGAUGUAGCCUGUACAGAAAGGAGACGGCAGACUAUUGUUCCUGUGUGUUCAUAUGAGGACAGGGAGAAACCAAACUGCCUGAAUUUACAAGAAUCCUGCAAGAAGAAUUACAUCUGCAGAUCUCGCCUUGCAGAUUUUUUCACAAACUGCCAGCCUGAGUCACGGUCUGUCAGUAGCUGUCUGAAGGAGAACUAUGCUGACUGCCUCCUCGCUUACUCGGGGCUUAUUGGCACGGUGAUGACACCAAACUACAUAGACUCGAGUAGUCUCAGCGUUGCUCCGUGGUGUGACUGCAGCAACAGCGGUAAUGAUAUAGAUGAAUGCAUGAAAUUUCUGAAUUUUUUCCAGGACAACACAUGCCUUAAAAAUGCAAUUCAGGCCUUUGGCAAUGGCACUGAUGUGAAUGUGUGGCAGCCAAUCCUACCCGUACAGACCACUACAGCCACAACUACAACAGCUUCCAGACUUAAAAAUAUGGAUUCAGAGACAACUAACAAUGAAAUACCCACACACAAUGAUUCCCCAGCAUGUGCAAACUUGCAGGCACAGAAGAAGCGGAAAUACAAUGAAUCUAUAGAUACAGAGCUCUGUCUUAAUGAGAAUGCUAUUGGGAAGGACAACACAGCAGGAGUCUCCACCAGUCACAUAUCUUCAGAGAAUUCAUUUGCUCUUCCUACAAGCUUCUAUCUAAGCACACUGCUCAUUCAGAUGACAAUUGCACUCUCUCUCUGUUUGUUCCUAAGUUCAUCAGUCAUCUUGUAGCUGCGUUACAAAAGGACAUGUAAAAAAGAAAAAUAUCUGUUUCCUGUCCUCUGUUGUGUAUCUGGAAUUCCAGGUCUGGGAGCUAAGCUGAGGCACUCCUGCUAGAACAGUUUCAGUCAGCUGGAAUUUUUUUUCUCUCUAAAAAAGCUUCUUGCGAUAUUUAGAGGCUUUGUGAAGUACUUGGUGCAGUGCUA
Messenger RNA from Rhea pennata, 1628 nucleotides. RefSeq names its product GDNF family receptor alpha 1 (gene GFRA1). The record is from RefSeq and is a predicted model, not a curated record. Bases 25 to 1434 code for a protein of 469 amino acids. Gene Ontology annotation, biological process: nervous system development. The transcript is spliced from 9 exons. Gene Ontology annotation, molecular function: signaling receptor activity. Lineage: Eukaryota; Metazoa; Chordata; Aves; Rheiformes; Rheidae. Gene Ontology annotation, cellular component: signaling receptor complex; external side of plasma membrane.